AUGUGCGGGCGAAUGAGCUGCACGCUGCAUCCUCGGCGUCUUCGUCGAAUUGCGGGUCUCGUUUCCUCGCCACUUUCUGCAUCUUCCGAGUCUAAGAAGGCCGAGGGAACGGACAGCGUCGAGCCCGCGAAGAGCGAGGAGUCUCGCUGCCCCGUAACCGUGAAGCACGAAGCAGCCGCGGCCCCUGCGCCUUCCGUCCCUUCCUCAGCCGCAACCUCGCACCUGGCUAAAACCGCAACGAAAGAAGAAACCGACACCCAAGAGGACAAAAAAAUCCCACCCUUCUCUGCUCUUUCUCCCUCUUCUUCUCCCUCUUCCUCUUUUUCUUGCGCGUUUCCGGGUGAAACGGAUGCGUUCGACUCUCAUUUUCCCCGCCCACGGUUCAACGUUUCCCCGACGUGCUCAGUGCCGAUCAUCGAGGAGGCGACUGGGCAGCGUCGCUUGCGAGCGGCUAGGUGGUAUCUGAGGGUGCCGGGGCAAGCGCCCGGCGCAAACGGGGAAAAGGCGCUCUCCUACCAUACUUUCAACGCGCGCGCAGAAGGCCUGACCCAGUCCCGACUCUAUCGGAGACUCCUCGAUAAGCGACGAUGUGUCGUCGUCGCUGACGGCUUCUACGAGUGGAAGAAACCACAAUCUCCGGGCGAAACGAAGAAACAGCCGUUUUUCAUUCGGUACAAAUCCUCUGUGCCAGAUGCGACAAUUCCAAAACGUCGCGCUGAACUUGGCGGGAUACGAAACGUCCAGGCAGGCGCGCCGAGCGAAGAGACGCCGAGGGCCGUUUGUGGGAAACGCGAGCGUGACGGAGAGGAGACGAAAACCGAGCAAGUCGAGCAUAAAAGACCGCGAGAACAGCUGCAAGAAUCGCCUUCAGAGACUGCUGCAUGCGCGCCGGGGAAAAGCGCUGGUUGGCCGAGCGCCCUGAAGGAGUGCGAAGCUCCUCUGCUGUUCGCGGGCCUCUUCGACGACGAUCCGCUGCAUGCAGCUGGAUCCUCACCUGAGACGCGCGACUGCUCGGCGACAAUUCUGACCAUGGAAAGCUCGAGCACGCCGAUGGCGGAAAUCCACACCAGGAUGCCAGUCCUUCUGUCUCCGGAAGACGCCUCGACGUGGCUAAACACAGAGGAAAACGCCUUCUCGGAAAUCUUUCCGCAACUCCUCAGCCGCUCCAAACAGCUCUAUCGCACGGCUCUUCAGUUUUAUCCGGUGACGCCGCGCGUGGGAAACAGCCGUUACGAGAGCUCGGACUGUGUCCUUCCUCUCUCUCAAGGAAAAGACGGCGGCUCAAGGGCGCCUCUGCCCAAAUCUCGGGGGAUGCGGACCCUCGACUUCUUCCUGAAGCCUGCCACGGAAAAGAAAAAAUGA
Neospora caninum is the source of this 1362-nucleotide messenger RNA. Its product is annotated as UPF0361 protein DC12 homolog, related. The transcript is spliced from 6 exons. Bases 1 to 1362 code for a protein of 453 amino acids. Gene Ontology annotation, molecular function: single-stranded DNA binding. The record is from RefSeq and is a predicted model, not a curated record. Gene Ontology annotation, biological process: DNA damage response. Lineage: Eukaryota; Apicomplexa; Conoidasida; Eucoccidiorida; Sarcocystidae.